CUGGUUUUCGUAAUGUGUUUUUCCAUGAUUAAAACAAUCGUUUCCACCAAUCACAUUACUACGACACAAAAAUACGAAAAUUUCCCUGUUUCAAAAAAAUGGAACUAUGUAUACAAUUCGCGAAUUUUACAUUAAAGCAUUGAUUUAAACAAAAAAACUCUUGUUGGAGAUAGUCGUUUUUUUUUAAUUAUGGGGCAAUGUGUUUGCUCGGAACCCCCUCUGCACACCGAUCAUAAUGAGUGGCACAUAGAAGGGAUAUGUACUAAUAAUGACUACUCUUCACAUCAAGGCGCUUUUCCAGCAACAAAACGCUCUACUAUAUCCUCAAUUUCUUCACAUUCUAUAAAGUAUUCAAAUGGAGCUUUGUACGAAGGAACUGUUGUUAAUGAAGUACCACAUGGUCAGGGUCAAUAUACUUAUUCAAAUGGAAGUAUCUACAAAGGCAAUUGGAGGAAUGGAAAGGCUUGCGGUAUUGGAACGUUUAUGCACGUUGACGGGUCACGAUACGAGGGCGAAUGGAAAGACAAUCUUCGUGAAGGGAAAGGAUGUGAAAUUUCUAAAUCAAACAAUACUCGUUAUGAAGGAAAUUUUCAUAACGGUCAAAAACACGGACUGGGACAUUUGUAUUUAGCCGACGGAUCUCAUUAUGUUGGAGAAUUCAAAAAUGAUUCUAUUGAUGGAUUCGGUAAUUACUAUUGGAAAGACGGACGUACAUAUUCGGGAGAUUGGAAAAACAACAAACUUGAUGGAGAAGGGCAAGCUACUUGGCCCGACGGUCGCGUUUAUGUUGGACAAUAUGAAAAAAAUAAAAAAUGUGGGCAAGGCGUCCUUAAAUGGCCUGAUGGCCGUAUAUAUGCUGGAGGUUGGUUCGAAGGAAAACAACAUUCUACUGGUUGUUUUAUAGAUGCAAAAGGCAUUGAACGCACAGGUUUAUGGAAAAAUGGAGUUUUAUUGGAAUGGAUUGACGUUUUUUCCAUCACUUCAAAAUCCGAAAGGGACAUGUUGAAAUCCACAAGUACAGAUGAGUUACAAACUCUGGACAGUUUAAAGGCACAAAAUAGUGCAUGAACAGAGUCUCUAUAACGUUCUUUUUCUUAGUAAUCUCAUGCAAUAACGAGUUCCUUUGUUCGUUACCCUAACCUUAAAUGACUUCUACCUCAUUUUUGUUAGCCAAAAGUGUAUCUCUUUAAUCGUAAUGUCUUAUCCUUCCUAGCUGUAUUUUGCUUGGAUUGCUUUUCUAGACAUUUGUACCCUUAAAGUUUCUUUUUUUUCAUUAAAGAAAUUAACGGUAUUGUUUUUGUGGCUUUCCCAUUAGUAGUCUUACAAAUAGUUUAAUGUUGAAAGCAAUUAAAACAUCGCGCUCUAUUUAUUCUUAGUUAUUUUUUGAAACAUAAUAGUACCGAAAGUUCGAUUUACUUAGAUACACCGUAGUUUAAAUUUCUGCAAAAUAUACGUUUUUUUUUUAACUUUUACAUUAUAUGCCACUUUGAUUGGAAAUCACUUAACACAUUUUAAAAACUUGUUAAAACGACGUUAUAAAUAGGUAUAUACCAAGCCCGUUGAUAGCACGUUUCUGCAUAGACCAUACAACAAUUUUAAAAAUAGAACAAAUGGAUGUCCAUCUUUUAUCGUUCCACUCUAGUUGUGACGACAUCGUUCAAAAAAGCUUAAAACCUGCAGUGGAAGGCUUCAUGUUAACGCCUGACUCAUUUUAAACUGUCGCACUUCACCCUUGUCGAAGCUCGACACCAUAGAAUAAAAAGUAACAGUAAGCAUAAGCAUGAUAAAAC
This is a messenger RNA of Hylaeus volcanicus, 1790 nucleotides long. RefSeq lists its product as uncharacterized. The coding region runs from base 190 to 1068 and encodes 292 amino acids. Gene Ontology annotation, cellular component: cytosol. Lineage: Eukaryota; Metazoa; Arthropoda; Insecta; Hymenoptera; Colletidae. The record is from RefSeq and is a predicted model, not a curated record. The transcript has 5 exons.